Messenger RNA from Acytostelium subglobosum LB1, 1017 nucleotides. RefSeq lists its product as hypothetical. The record is from RefSeq and is a predicted model, not a curated record. NCBI's taxonomy places the organism in Eukaryota, Evosea, Eumycetozoa, Acytosteliales, Acytosteliaceae. Bases 1 to 1017 code for a protein of 338 amino acids. The transcript is spliced from 3 exons.
AUGACAAUUCCAAAGGAGAUGAUCGAGAAAAAGGAUGUGCCAUCCAUUGAAGAGUGUUUGGAAUCCCAGUUCAAGACAAUGUUGUCCAGCCUCGAUAAUGGCGCCGUUCUCCUGAUACUCAACUCAAUGCAAAUUGACACCAGAGUGAUGAGGGCCGCUUUUUCCCAGGGCAGGUUCACCCACGCCGCGGUGUUCCUCAAGUCGGGUUUCCUGACGCCCUCCCAAGACUGGUCAUCCAAGCCCCUGCUAUGGCAGGCAUCGGGAGAGAAGAUAAACGACGAUUUGGUCACAUAUACCGACGGACCAGACCUCCACCUGAUGUCGAGAUACUUGGCACACUACAUGAUCAACAAUCCCAACUCGCGCUUUGUAGUGAGGAACUUGAAGAAGCCCCUCACUCCAUCUCAAGGACAUGAUCUGCGCGACUACAUUUGUCAAACGAUCCAGGAGUCCACCGUGGAGUUCUGCACCAACUUCCAACUGCCAUACAUCUGGCUAACCUCCAAUAUGCAAUGGCUGCAUUGGUUGGACAAUAUUAUUUUGGGACCAGCCGGUGCCAAAAGAUCCAAACUUACAUUCUGCAGCCGAUUAGUGACCGACACUUUCAAGCAUAUUGGGGUGCUAUCCCAAGACAUCAACAGUUCAAGUACCAAUCCCAACUUCUUUGCUCGUCCAUUCAACAAUGAUACGUUCGAAGAUAAGGAGUACGAGCUAGAUAAGCACACUAUAGUAUUGAUUCAGCCAGAGUUCAGAAAGGCAUCACGUACCUUUAUCGAUUAUGAAUCGGUCGAUGCUGCUUUGGAGGGCAUCUGCUUCAUGUAUGAGGCCAAGCUCAAGAGCACUCAUCCACAUCAGAAGAACAUCACCUACGACAUCUCCCAGCUCUUCAAAUACCUUGACGAUAUCCCCGAUCUGUCAUGUCUAAUUUACACUCCAUCGAUCAAUGCAUACACACCAUACAACAAGGAAUGGAUCAAGAAUAAGAUUAUGGUCUUGCUGCAGAAGAUGGCUCGUUAA